Molecule: messenger RNA, 756 nt
Organism: Linderina pennispora
Lineage: Eukaryota; Fungi; Kickxellomycota; Kickxellomycetes; Kickxellales; Kickxellaceae
Product: Pkinase-domain-containing protein
Exons: 4
Coding region: 1-756 (251 amino acids)
Biological process (GO): signal transduction; protein phosphorylation; regulation of gene expression
Cellular component (GO): cytoplasm; nucleus; cyclin-dependent protein kinase holoenzyme complex
Molecular function (GO): cyclin binding; ATP binding; cyclin-dependent protein serine/threonine kinase activity
Source: RefSeq, a predicted model, not a curated record
AUGAAGAAGAUUCGCCUUGAGGGCGACGACGAAGGUGUGCCAUCGACGGCUAUCCGGGAGAUCUCGCUGCUCAAGGAGCUCCAGCACGAGAAUAUUGUCAGGCUCUUGGACAUUGUGUACCAUGGCGCGAAGCUGUACCUGGUGUUUGAGUUCCUGGAUCUGGAUCUGAAAAAAGUACAUGGACAGCGUAGGGCCAGGCCGGACUCUCGCCGACGCAAGUCAAGCUACAUGCACCAGCUGGUCAAGGGUCUUUCAUUCUGCCACGCACACCGCACCCUGCACCGCGAUCUGAAGCCGCAGAACCUCCUGAUUGACCAGUCCGGCAUGCUCAAGAUCGCCGAUUUCGGCCUGGGCCGUGCAUUCGGCGUGCCGCUGCGCGUCUAUACACACGAGGUGAUCCUGAUGGGCUCGCGCCACUACUCAAUCGGCAUGGACAUGUGGUCGGUGGGCUGUAUCUUUGCAGAAAUGGUGCAGCGGAAGCCGCUGUUCCCCGGCGACUCUGAAAUCGACGAGAUCUUCAAGAUCUUCCGGGUGCUGGGCACGCCAACCAAGGAGAUCUGGCCCGAGGUCACGCUGCUGCCCGACUACAAGCCCAGCUUCCCCAGGUGGCAACCGCAGGAUCUGCAGGCGAAGCUGCCGAAGCUGGAUGCGGUGGGCAUCGAUCUGCUCAAGCGUAUGCUGACCUACGACCCAGCGUACCGCAUAUCCGCGAAGCAGGCCCUGCUGCACCCGUACUUUAAUGACAUCCAAAAGUGA